AUGGCUGCGUCGACUUCGACCUCCGGCAAUCGGGACCUCCCUGCAUCCAAGUAUGACCUAAGCACUUACUGGGGUCGGGUUAGGCAGUCCGCAGAGCUAUGCGAUCCAAGGACCCUGUUUGUGUCUGCAGAUGGCCUGGAAAACGCAAAGAAACUGAUCGAGUCGUACAAGGGCGGCCAGCUGCUGUCCAUGACGCCGGAGUUAUGGCAUGCGAAGAAAGUGGUAGACUCAACACUUCAUCCUGAUACUGGCGAACCGGUGUUUUUCCCCUUUCGCAUGUCAUGUUUCGUCCUCUCCAACUUGAUUGUGACGGCGGGCAUGCUCACACCUGGCUUGGGCACAACGGGAACACUUCUGUGGCAGAUAGGCAAUCAGUCACUUAACGUUGCCAUCAACAAUGCCAAUGCUAACAAGUCCACUCCUCUUUCUACCUCUGCCAUGGUCAAGUCAUACCUGAUGGCCGUCUCGGCGUCAUGCUCAGUUGCCCUGGGCCUCAAUGCGAUGGUCCCACGGCUCAAGGUGGCGCCCAACACAAAGCUGAUACUCGGCCGUCUUGUCCCCUUUGCUGCUGUGGCUACAGCUGGUGCGCUGAACGUCUUCUUGAUGCGCGGCGAGGAGAUCAGACAGGGCAUUGACGUCUAUCCCGCCGAGCCCAAGGACAGGAGCGCGGGCGCAGAAGUCAAGAGUGAGGCCGGCGAGGUGCAGAGUCUCGGAAAGAGUAAGAAGGCGGCUACUCUGGCUGUGGGCGAGACGGCCAUCAGCCGGGUAUUGAACUCGACUCCCAUCAUGGUUCUGCCGCCAUUGAUACUCGUUCGACUGCAGCAGAUGCAGUGGCUCAAGACCCGGCCACGACUGGUUCUUCCAGUCAACCUAGGUGAGUUUUUUAAGACCAUUUUUGUUUGUGUAUACAGUACCGUGAUGCUAACGCUUUACCUUGCAGGCCUAAUUCUAACAACAUCCAUCUUUGCCUUGCCUCUGGCCCUGGGCGCGUUCCCCCAGCGCCAGGCCGUGCAGGCAUCCUCUCUGGAGGAAGAGUUCUGGGGCCGUGGUGGAAGCACCGGCCUAGUUGAAUUCAAUCGUGGCAUCUAA
Trichophyton verrucosum HKI 0517 is the source of this 1089-nucleotide messenger RNA. RefSeq lists its product as uncharacterized. The transcript has 4 exons. NCBI's taxonomy places the organism in Eukaryota, Fungi, Ascomycota, Eurotiomycetes, Onygenales, Arthrodermataceae. Gene Ontology annotation, molecular function: monoatomic ion transmembrane transporter activity. The record is from RefSeq and is a predicted model, not a curated record. Gene Ontology annotation, biological process: mitochondrial transmembrane transport; monoatomic ion transport. Gene Ontology annotation, cellular component: mitochondrial inner membrane. Bases 1 to 1089 code for a protein of 362 amino acids.